Molecule: messenger RNA, 648 nt
Organism: Papaver somniferum (opium poppy)
Lineage: Eukaryota; Viridiplantae; Streptophyta; Magnoliopsida; Ranunculales; Papaveraceae
Exons: 2
Coding region: 1-648 (215 amino acids)
Source: RefSeq, a predicted model, not a curated record
AUGGAGGAGUUUGGUGGGGUGAAGCAGAAGAAGAAAGAGUUGACAAAAAAGAUUGAAGAGCUUGAUAAUAAAGAGGAGUUUGGUGAAUUGUCUAAUGCUGACUUUGAAGAGAGGCUGAAGACUUGUCUUGAUUUGCAGAGUGUUGAGUUGAUGGAGGCUAGAAAGUGGAAUGUCAGAGCAAAACAAAAUGAGUUUAAAUGGGGUGACUCUAAUACUUCAUAUUUUCAUAGGAUAGCAAGUGCUAGAAGGAAAAGGAAUACUAUUGUCAAGUUAGAAAUUGACGAUGAAGAAUGUUUUGAUCAGAAUAUAAUUAAAUUAGAAAUAAAGGAUUUUUAUUCUAACUUAUUUGUUGAGCACAAUGAUGUGGCAUUUUCUUUAGAUAAUCUGUCAUUUCCAAAAAUAGAUGACAAAGAGAAGUUGUGGAUGGAAAGAGAAUUCAGUGAAGAAGAAGCUUACAAUGUUAAAGACUGUAAUGCCAAAUUGGUGUCUAAUUUUCAAGGAGCUUUUGUUAAGAAUAAGCAAAUACUGGAUGGGGUGUUGAUAGCUAGUGAGUGUGUCAAUAGUAGGCUCAAAGAUAAGAAAGUUGUUGUCUUGUGUAAGAUUAACAUGGAGAAGGCGUUUGACAACGUCAAAUGGAAAACGUUAUAA